AUCUUAACUAGAUAAUGCAAUCGAAUACUAUCCUGAUGAUUGAAACACUCAAUCUUCCUUUGAAUGCUGUUUCUAUGGCUCUUAGGCAGCCAAUCAAUGCUGAAAACUGUAGUAUAUCUCAAAGUGUUGAGUUUGAUCAGAAUCAUUGGAUGCAAAUGAGUAACAAUACCAGUGAUCUCAAUGUGAUGAAGCAAACCAUCCCAACUUAUAUGGGCAAGCCAACUCUAGACGACUUCUGCUUCUGUAUGCCAAGUGCCCCUGUCAAGAUACCAGAACAGGAGACACUUCAAAUGUCCAAUGCUCUCUCUCAAAGUGUUAAGAACGAGCCUGAGAAGCAACAUAAUAGAGACUAUUUCUUCGACAAACCCAAGGGCUUCAAGGUAAAAGAAGCCAAAAAGGCAGAGCUCUCCCAAUACAGAUACUCUACCUGCUACAAGGUCAACGAAGAAAGCGGCAGGAACCUUCGCUACUACAUUUGAGAAUACGACGGCUGCCGACGACUUUUCAACAAGACAUGGAACUUCAUCGACCACGUCAGGAUCCACACAGGCGAAAAGCCGUUCAAGUGCGAUGUGUGCGGAAGAGGGUUUGCACAGAAGGGGAACCUGAACAAACACAAGAGACUCCACUCGUCCUAA
Molecule: messenger RNA, 638 nt
Organism: Moneuplotes crassus
Lineage: Eukaryota; Ciliophora; Spirotrichea; Euplotida; Euplotidae
Source: the annotation of a GenBank genome assembly